AUGGACGAGAUCGAGACUUCGACCUCGGUAUCUGACAAGCCAGCACGCCGCCGCAACGGCCGGCUGCAGGCCUGCGAGCCAUGUCGGAGGAGGAAGGUGUCGUGUGACCACGCGUAUCCCGUGUGUAGGAGGUGCAGAGCUCGGAGCAAUGCAGACAGCUGUGUAUAUCUCGCCCCGCAGCAGACGCCGCCGGGCAGCCGAAAGCCGACACCGCGACGGUUGAGCGAGGUCGCUGGGGCAAGAAGACAAAGCAAUGGCCCACUUCCGCCCCAAUCGAUACAUAAUGGGAUAUCAUCCACUGUCAAUCCCCUACCGGACCCAACUGAGGCCCGUGGCCUCCCUUCGGAGACCAGCCCAGGCUAUCUCGGCUUCACGAGCUUCUCGGCUGUGUAUCAAGAGACCCAAAACAGCCUCUCCCUCGUACAGGGCGCAACCAUCCUAUCCCAAAUGAGGACUCCCAGCUCAUCAGAUGCCGCUGAAUCGAGCCGGACAUCGGCCAACUUGACUCCCAGGACCCUCGAGACCUGCCUCGCGGUCCUUCGCCGCAUCCCCGGCCAUGACGUCUCUCUCUCCCUCUAUAAUAAGCACAGGAAUCCCAAUGACGGCUGGGUUCGUUUGGCCGGUCAACGCCUGGCCCGGUCACUCCAUGAAGCUUUCGAUAAAGAACUGCGCUCACGGAAAGCCUCCGACCUAGAGUCAAUGGCCCAGGUCAUCUCAAACAACACUGCCAAGCUCUGGUCCGAGGACGAGCCCGAUCCUGACAAGUGGAUAACAUCCUUCUCCGGCCGCAACAUGCGAUGGGAGUGCAUCGGCAUCCUCUUCACAUACUGGGGUCUCGCCGCCCUGGCCGAUCAUGCGCAUCGGCCCGAACCCGGUAGGACGCUGGAUGCAGUGGAUCCCAGACGGAUGACCCUGGUGUACCAGCACGCUGCACAGCUUUGCAUUGACCUGUGCAAAGGCUGUGCGCCCAACAGUCUGCUCCUGUACCUCAUGUACAAGGUAGCCAUCCUGGAGUCCAUGCUAAGUGGAGAUGCCUCGCCCUCUUUCUGGGGGAAGUAUGGCGAGGUUGUCGCGACUGCUACCUAUUUGGGCCUGCACGCUAUGCCACAUGACAGUACAUAUAUGCCGACCGCUUCGUCAGAGGCCAGAAGGCGGCUGAUCUCACAGAUCUUCGUCGUCGACAAGGUCGGUGCCUCGUUCUGUGGAAGGCCGCCUCUGAUGAGCAGGAAGUAUCUCCUGACGCCUCUACCUCUGGAUAUGAGUGACGAGGUACUCCUUUCUAGUCCCGAAGAAAUUGCCAGAGAGGUCCAGAGACUUGACGAGCAGGGUUGGAACCGGAAUGGCGACCACUACUCGACCACAAUCAUGCGCGCUAGGAGGCUACUGAUGACUGUAAAGGAAGAGGUGAUGGAGCUUGCCAUGGGUCCUCCGAUGUCUGCGUCAAUCGAGGCCUUGCUGGACCUCAAUAUGCGCCAGUUGGCCCUGAUUUCGGACCUACCAGGGACACUGCAGUACCGGUCUGAAGACGUGCGGAAUCACAACGUCUCCGGCCCAGUACUAUACACCAAGGUGCUCGUCCACCUCGAGAACCUGCAAAAUCUGUUCUUCAUCGACCGAAUGCUUGUACAGCGAGGUCAUGCUAGCCAUGCCGACUUGCUGAGUGUCAGCUUUGAGAUGGUCGCGACAACCCUGGUGUUCUGGACGCAUAUGGAUCGCCUGGCCGGGGAUCUCGUCAACUGA
Messenger RNA from Cryphonectria parasitica EP155, 1740 nucleotides. RefSeq lists its product as uncharacterized. The transcript has 4 exons. Gene Ontology annotation, biological process: regulation of DNA-templated transcription; DNA-templated transcription. The coding region runs from base 1 to 1740 and encodes 579 amino acids. Gene Ontology annotation, molecular function: zinc ion binding; DNA-binding transcription factor activity, RNA polymerase II-specific; DNA binding. Lineage: Eukaryota; Fungi; Ascomycota; Sordariomycetes; Diaporthales; Cryphonectriaceae. The record is from RefSeq and is a predicted model, not a curated record.